GGUCUGUUGGGUGAAUGGAAUUCCUACCAGUUUCAAAGCUCACCUUCCUUUUCUGCUUCCUACUGGGUGUUCAUUUAGCAAUUUAACCUGCAAUGGAAACAUCCAACCUUCCAUCCACCAGGAACAAACAGAAGAUGAUGGAAUACACCACGCUCCCACAAACUGUUGGUAGCCCCAGUGGAUUUAAAGACCAACCCAGUGUCCUGUCUUCUGUGGCUGCGGGCUUGCUUGCCAUCUUCUUCGUCACCGCUCUCCUCUUCACUCUGUGGUUCUGGAAUAAAUGGAAAAAACAACGGGUAUCUUACUUCCGGGUCACUGUUGUUCCCUUGGUGACACUGUCUCAAUCCAGAGAACGCGCAAAGAACAUCUAUGGUUUUCUGCCCCAAAGCCAAGCAAGGCCUGGUCGGCGUCACUCAAGAAACAUUCGUAUUUUCAGCACGGAGAGUCUCAUUCCCAGAAAUUCAAACAAUCCUGACUCUGAGCAUGUGUUCUCACCAAGAGUUCAUGUCCUCCAGUCAUGCAGAGCCAGUGUCCCUGCUGUUGGAUAUGAAAUUGGCAUCUAUGACAACACUGCUAUAUCCCAGGUCCAUGGGAACCUCAUCCAUGCAGUAGACUAUGUCAAUGUUGGGGCAUCCAUAGAAAGCAUGAGCACCUCUUCAGAGGAUUCACAGGAUUAUGUCAAUGUGCCCAGUGCCAAAGAAGUUUCCAGUAAUCCAGGCGCAAUGAACAUCUUGUCUGUGACUCUCCAGGACCCUCAAACAUCUGAGGAGAGUAAACCCAGUGUAGAAAGAGACAGCAGCUCUAGGGAUGAACACUCUAGCCUUGAGGACAGUGACUAUCAAGGGGAUGCAGAAGGUUCUUCCCAGUCCUCCAAUGACUACGUAAAUGUGCCAGCAGCAGAUAAGGAGGAGGAUCAGGACAGACAACACUGGAUGACCUUUCAAGACUUUCGGGCUUAUGACAAUGUCCUAUGGGCUGAGCCUAAUAGGAAAAAGCCACAUGCAGGGGAAGGGUUGACAUCAACAAAUAUAGGAGGCAUGCUGGGUUGGACUCCCAGUGUCCCUUUUGAUGGUCAAUGUGAAGAGCCAAGAGAGAACUCACUUGACUUCUGGGAUUAUGAGAAUAUUGAGCCAUUAGAACAGGAUGGAAACAACCAAGAGACAUCUGGAGAAAUGGAUAGUGAAGACUCUGAUGACUAUAUCAAUGUGCCAGCAAUGGCUGAAGAGGGGAAGCUCAACGUUGAGCACGGAAAUGAGGCAAAGGCACUGAAUACCGAGCAGAAGCUCACCAACCAGGAUGGAGACUUUAACUUCUCUAACCACAUAGCAGUGACUUAACUCAAUGAAGGACUGAGAAUUUUUCAAUAUGAGCCAUCUGGUGAAAGGUGGAAAGAGGUGAUGAGUGGGCAAAAGGAACUGUGUGAAAGUGGUGGUGGAUGGGCAAAAGCAAGAAAGGAACUGCUUUUGAGCAGUUGGAGCCUGGCGGAAAGAGCAUAGACCUGCAAGCCGGGAGAACCAGGGAUGAGCUCUGCUUCUACCAAGUUCAUGUGUCAUUUGUAAGUUACCUCCCUUUACCGCAGUUUUGUAUCUGCCAAAUGGGCAUAAUAAUGAUGGUAUGUGGCCUACCUACCUAAGAAGAAGUGUGGUACAGCAGAAAACACCAUAUAUUUGGCGUCGAAGGAUUUGGGUCCAAUUGCGUCUGUCCUUGGGCCUAAUACCAGCAAAGCCAGGCUUAUGUGUGGGCUUGGGAAAAUAACAGCCUCUCAGGGCCUGCUUCCUCAUCUGUAGAAUGAGGGGUUGGACUACCCCAUAUGGGGUCACAACCCACAGUUUAAGAAGCACUGAAGGGGGCGUGAGUGGGAAAAGUUUAAGAAGUCCUGGACUAGAUGAUUUCUAGGGUCCUUCCAGUCCCAAAUCUAUAACCCCGCCCCUCAAACCUCCCAUGAGAAUGUUCUAAUAAUGGAAAAGCACUUUAUAGAGGGGUAAUGCAAAUAGAAGGAAUGAUCAUUCCAAGCCAGUGACAUUACUAAUGCCCACCCCAAAAAACACACCAUUAACAAUGUUGCUACAGGUACAUUUUGAAGUUAAGAUAUUACAAGCACACUCCCUUAUAAAAAUUGCCCCAAUUAUGUUUUCGGUCUCUGGCUCCUAAUCUCCACUUCCCAGGAGAGCUGCUCCAGUUUUACUGUUUCACCUAAAGCUGGCUUUUCAUGGACUCAAUUAAAGCUAUUAGGUGGAUCUGCCUACAUGUAGAAGUCUAGGAAAGGUUGGAAAGACUAAACUAGGGGGAAGUUUUCAUUUGGUCCAUUUGUAUGAUCAUGUGCUCUUCUUAGAAAGGAGCCAAGCUAGAAAAGAGCCCAAUCUGGUGAACCAAGAUCAAGGGCACAGAAUUCUACAUUCCCUACCACACUGCUUUGACUUGAGCAAAUUUGAGUCCACCCGGGCCUUAGUUGCUUCAUCUGUAAAGCUGGGGAUAACAAAGAAGGCAUGUGUUUGUAAUUGCAUUGACAUCAUUUGUAUAUGUCAAUAUACACAUAUUUUUCACAUAUAUUUUCACAUAUAAGGUCCAUCACUCUAACUGGAUUGUAAGUUUAUGAAGGGCUGGGAUCCUUUUAUAAUUUCUUUGUAUCAUCCGUAGUAUCUUAUACAUGCUACAU
This is a messenger RNA of Trichosurus vulpecula (common brushtail), 2656 nucleotides long. It is a transcript of the gene LAX1, whose product is annotated as lymphocyte transmembrane adaptor 1. The record is from RefSeq and is a predicted model, not a curated record. The transcript is spliced from 6 exons. Gene Ontology annotation, cellular component: plasma membrane. Gene Ontology annotation, biological process: lymphocyte activation; immune response; intracellular signal transduction. Lineage: Eukaryota; Metazoa; Chordata; Mammalia; Diprotodontia; Phalangeridae. Bases 93 to 1337 code for a protein of 414 amino acids.